Messenger RNA from Funneliformis mosseae, 405 nucleotides. Lineage: Eukaryota; Fungi; Glomeromycota; Glomeromycetes; Glomerales; Glomeraceae. The record is from the annotation of a GenBank genome assembly.
AUGAAAAACAAUCUAUGUAACAAAAUAAAUAAUAAUGACACAGAUUUAUCAUAUAUUAUCAAAACUAUUUUACAAAAAGCAUUUAAUGAAGAGAAGUUACAAAAUAAAGAUAAUAUAAUCUUUGGUAUUACAGUAAUAUUGAUAUUCUUCAAUCCAACAUAUGAUCAAGCUGAAAUAGUAUCAUCAAAAGUACAGAAACGUAUGAACAAAUGGGAUUCUGAUCCAAUUGUACGAAAUCGGCUUGAGUAUAAGGAAUCAUCAGAAAAUGAUAUAAUGAACCAUGAUAGUAUAACUGAGGAUAAUAAUAAAGAGUUUGCAGAUUUUAAUAAUCAAUCAAAUAGUUUAGAAGAAGGUGAUAAUCAAGAUAAAAAGGACAAUUCAGAUGAUAGUAACGAUAUAGAAUAA